Clarias gariepinus (North African catfish) is the source of this 2105-nucleotide messenger RNA. RefSeq names its product interleukin 13 receptor, alpha 2 (gene il13ra2). The record is from RefSeq and is a predicted model, not a curated record. NCBI's taxonomy places the organism in Eukaryota, Metazoa, Chordata, Actinopteri, Siluriformes, Clariidae. Gene Ontology annotation, biological process: cytokine-mediated signaling pathway. Bases 93 to 1319 code for a protein of 408 amino acids. Gene Ontology annotation, cellular component: external side of plasma membrane. Gene Ontology annotation, molecular function: cytokine receptor activity; protein binding. The transcript is spliced from 10 exons.
CAGCUUUCAGAGGAGAGUGUGUAAACACACACUGAGAGCAUCACUAAAGAAGUGCCCCAUCUUGCCAUUCAAGAACAUUAGGAAUAAGACAAAUGCACAAAAGAAUGACUUCACCUCAAACAUUGUCCUGGAUGUGUUUAGUCACCUUUGUUUUAUUGACUAAGCACACUUCACACUCAGUCACUCAGUCAGGCGUGCCAGUGGAUCCUCCAGAAAACAUAAAGGUCAUCGAUCCAGACCAUCUGGGAUAUUUAAGAGUUGAAUGGAGUCCGCCAAGCAGCUUGCAAGACGUCACGAACUGCAAUGUUCGUUACCAGCUCCGAUUUUAUGACGCAUACACGGGGAGAUGGAAGGGUGUGCGGACGUCCAAGCUAUCGUACAUGGCCCAGUUUAACCUGGAGAAACCCAUCCAGGUCCGGAUGCUGACCCUGCUGAAGGGACCAUGUACCAAUGGGACAGAAAUGACGGGAGAGGAAAUCGAGUUUGUGCAAACGCCCGAGCGCAAAGGUGUCGCUGGCUCAAGAAUAGAGGAUUUUCAGUGCAUUUAUUUUAACAAGGAAUACAUGGAAUGCACGUGGGAGCCUGGACCUGUUAAGCCACUCAACUCAAAAUACUACCUAUACUACUGGCACAGAGAAAAUAAAGAAACAAUGGAAUGUCCAGAGUAUGUCCUAACUGAUGAGCGCCGCCUGGGAUGUAGAUUCCCUCCCUGGUCUCUUAUGGAAUUUUCUGAAUUUAACAUUUGUGUGAAUGGCUCUUCUGAGCAGGGAGAUUUGGAACCGGCCUUCUUCUCCCUGGCAGUCCAAAACCAUGUCAAACCUGCAGCAGUAUCUGAAAUACAUAUAGCUUCUAAUGACACCCUGGUGCAUGUAGCGUGGGCCAAUCCAUCAGGUCCUGUUCCAGAGCAGUGUCUGGAGUACGAGCUUGAAAUAACCACAGUCAACCCCAACGGCAGCGAGAAACAGACAGCCGUGAUCGAGGAGACAGCAUUUGAUUACUCUCAGGAUCCUGAAACUGAAAGAAGCUGCUUCCGGGUCAGAUCUAAAAUCAAUAUUUACUGUGCCGAUGAUGGCUUCUGGAGCGAUUGGAGCCAAGUGAGAUGCAUUCCAGAGACAGAAAUAAUUUCUUGUGAAAGACCUAAUUCUCUCCUCCUGCUACUGUUCGCCAUUAUAUGCGGUAUCAUCGUUUUGGUCAGUACCACCUGCCUCAUACUAUGGAUGCUCAGGAAGAUGUGGAAGAACAGAAAUAAACAGAAGCAUGUUAUCCGUGAUCUGUACCAGAGGAAGGUGCUCCUUCCCAUAUUCAGCCCUGUGCCUUAAACACUCAUUUCAUCAGCCGGUUGGCUGGUGGACACUGCAGCAUAUACAAGUACAUUUGGAUUCUCUGUCAGUUCCCAACCAUCUGGUUACAGCACUGAAUGAUUCGAGUCUGGACAUUGGUUUUCUUAAGAUGCACAAUGGAAUAUUUUGUAUACAUCCUGCACUUUUUACAAAGACUGUAGUCACUCUCUCACAAAAAAAAAAAAAAAAAAUCACAAUAUCUGUGGCAGCAUAGCACUACCAAACAGUGUUUUCUUUCUGAAUGUAUUUUCUGUUUGUCAUUUUUAGUAAAAUAUUGUACAGAUGAAUUAAAAGUCACUCAGUAAAUGCCAGGAUUCUUGCCAACAUUUAAACAAUUAUACACUGUACAUUUUAUUGAUUAUAUUUUUUUUACCAUGUUAUUUUUUUUUAUGAAAGUUAUUGUCUAUUUCACUAACAACACUAUCAUUUCAAUAAUGUAUCCUUGUGAACAAAAAUUAGGUAAAUAUGUCGAAUUGUGUAUAUUGUGUUGAUGCGACGCAAUGUUUGUGUUCAUCUCCAAUAAUGGCAGCACCAGGCAAACAUAAGACUAUUAAAAAAUGCACAAGCCUUUCUGAGAGAAAUGUAGAUUUCGUGAUUAAAUAACACUGAACUUUGACUAGUGCGUCGUUACUUGUUGUCUUAGGACUAGAACAAGCUCCUUUCUAUAUAGAUUCUGUCAGCGGACGCAUGCCUCACAUAGCCACUGGACUUUCUUAUUAAUUCUUGACGUCAUUUUUAUUAUGCUGGGAAGUUUCUUUUUUUUUU